AUGGAGGUGCAGGCCUAUAAAGACUCUCGGCCUUCUAAGGAGCCACCACCUCCUUAUACCAGUCCUCAAACAGGAUCACAAGGGUCACCCCAGGCAUACCGUGUGUACACCCACGUCACACCAGUGAUCCAGACCAGUAAGUACAGCAGCUGUCUCUCCUCGUCUGGCUCCCAGAAGGCCACUGUGCUCAGUGCAGACAGCACUUUCCCUGACAUGUUCACUGGAGUGCCAAGGGUGACAACUUCCAUGCCGAUGCAGACCAUAUGCCCCUUCUGUGGGAGCCACAUCAUCACGGUGACAACCCCUAUCCCAGGCAUCCUCACCUGGCUGCUGUGCAGUGGGCUCUUUAUAUUUGGGUGCUUCCUGGGCUGCUGCUUCCUCCCCUUCUGUGUGCGGAGCCUCAUGGAUGUGAGGCACUCCUGCCCCGUGUGCCACCAGGAGCUCUUCCACCACCACCGCCUGUGA
Molecule: messenger RNA, 465 nt
Organism: Onychomys torridus (southern grasshopper mouse)
Lineage: Eukaryota; Metazoa; Chordata; Mammalia; Rodentia; Cricetidae
Gene: Litafd
Product: LITAF domain containing
Exons: 4
Coding region: 1-465 (154 amino acids)
Biological process (GO): regulation of cytokine production
Molecular function (GO): zinc ion binding
Source: RefSeq, a predicted model, not a curated record